Molecule: messenger RNA, 708 nt
Organism: Aspergillus japonicus CBS 114.51
Lineage: Eukaryota; Fungi; Ascomycota; Eurotiomycetes; Eurotiales; Aspergillaceae
Exons: 1
Coding region: 1-708 (235 amino acids)
Biological process (GO): endosomal transport
Cellular component (GO): BLOC-1 complex
Source: RefSeq, a predicted model, not a curated record
AUGCCCGACCACCCCACAGCCACAUUGACCACCACAAAUACAACCCCCGCACCCGCACCCGCACCCGCACCCGCAGACCCCCCUCCCACCAGCACCUCCCCCCAAACCCCCCAACCCCCCCAGCCCCGCCCCUCAACAACAACAACAACAACAGAAGCAACAGAAGCCCGCACCGCAUUCACCGCCACGCUGCGCAGCACAGCCCAAACGCACGAGACGCAGCUGCGCGAGCGCGCCCGGAUCCUGCACGAUAACGCAUCCGCCCUCGAGCGCCAGGAGCACGCGCUGGCGGGGGCGACGGCCGCGCUGGCCGCGCAGAACGCCCAGCUCACCAAGACGGCGGACGCGGCGCGCGACGCCCUGAAGGAGAUCGGCGACGUGCAGAACUGGGCGGAGGUGAUUGAGCGGGAGCUGUUGGUGGUGGAGGAGACGCUGCGGUUGGUUGAGGGUCCGCGGAAUCAUCAUCAUCAGCGGGGAUAUGGGGAUAGGGAGGGGGGUGAUCUUUAUCAUGGGGAUGGGGUUGGGGAGGGGGAUCAGGAUGAGGGGGAACCUAGGCUUGUGAAUGGGGCUGGGAAUGGGGUUGGGAAUGGGAAGGUGAGGAGAAAUGAUACUAGAACUGGAGAGGGGGAGGAGGAUGAUGAGGGCGAUAAUGGUGAUGACGAAGAGAGUCAGGGGAAGCGGAGGAGUGGGUGGUUUCGGUGGUGGUGA